Marchantia polymorpha subsp. ruderalis is the source of this 9780-nucleotide messenger RNA. NCBI's taxonomy places the organism in Eukaryota, Viridiplantae, Streptophyta, Marchantiopsida, Marchantiales, Marchantiaceae. The record is from the annotation of a GenBank genome assembly.
CCCGCCCAACCCUCUGCGCUGCGCUGCUCUGCUCUUCUUCUUCUCUCCUCCUCUUCCCUUUUCUCGGCCCGCUGACGGGCUCCACUUCGAUCCGUGGUCUCCUCCCCGUUGCUCAGGAGGACCCUUGAACAAUAGCAGCAGCGAUUCUUUCUUUCUUUCUUCCGAACAAAUUCUAAAUCUGCCUCGGCCUUUAUUUUUUAUAACGAUUUUUUGGCACCACUAUUGAUUUGGUGCUCCUAGUGAGAGAGAGAGAGAGAGAGAGAGAGAGAGAGAGAGGAGGGCGAGGAGGGAAAGGGAGAGAGAAGGAAGGUCGGGAGGGAGUCACGAAGGCUCGGGGAGAGAGAGCAAGAUAGACGAGCGAUUAGGGUUCGUUGGAAUCGCGCGAGAAUUCGUGGGUAGAUUGUCGAAGACAAGAGUGGAGGAGCUACAAGGAGGAGAGAUUGGUAUCUGAUGCAGGCAGGGGAGAGGAUUAAGACCUCCUAUGGCUCGAGCGUCCAGCAGCAGCACCAAAUUUGCUUCUGUGAACCUGAACAAAUCCUAUGGCAAACCGGUAUCACAAGGUGCGCAGCUGCCAAGUUCCGGCUCGUCCAGGGCUCGGAUUGCAACCCAUGGGGGUAUGCUGUUGCUCACGCGUCCAGUGCGGUCGCAGCCAGCAGCCGCAGCAGUGCAGAAGGGCGCUAAGUUGACGGUACCACGGCCUGUAAAUCUUCCUUCUUUGAGAAGAGAGCACGCAGGAAAUGACCCGACUAUAGCUUUGGUAGGGGGCACAGGAGCGUCGGGUUGGACCAAGCAGCAACAGAAAGAAGCCGAGGAGGCUGCUGUGGCCCCGGUGCCUGGAGAAACCACCGUUGUUACCGCAAGAUCAACGCCUGCUCUGAGUGCGGGAUCAACAUGGGGAACUUUGCAACCUCCUCCCGUUGGUCAGCCCGUGGCUAAUCCUCCUCCCUACUUUGCCCCCGUGAAUGGGGACUUGCGGCCUUCGUCAUCGCCUCAAACGGUUGUAAGAUCUGGCGUUUACACACCACCUAGGGCUAGGACAGUGCAAGCUAGUGCUCCUCCCCCUGCCCCAGGUCCUCCGGCAGCGAUCGCAAAAGCAGUGGUACUGAGGGGAGAAGACUUUCCAACUCUCCAAGCAGCUCUUCCACCUCCUCCUGCCCCCCCGCAGCAUCGACAGAAGGAGCUUCAGCAAAAGCAACGGGUAAAGCAGCAGGAGCUCAAAGAUCAGCAGCAGAAAUUGCAACAACUUUCUCAAAAGCACCCGGGAGACGAGCCAUUGCAGCCCCAAGUAGUUGUACCCCAGCUGCAACCAUCACAACCCGUAUCUUUGCAACCCCAGCGGGAGCAGCCUGUGCAGAACUUGUCGAAAGAGACUGCCCUACCCUCAGAACCUCAACCUGCCGGACAAGCGGGGAGUAGGCCAGGAUUCAAGACCGAGGUUUCUUCUUACGUUCCUGUACUUCCAGGUCGGGUCAACCAAAGAUCAAACUGGACGGAUGACGAGCGAGAGCCUGCGCAGAAUCUCAGGCCUCAGGGGGGCUCUGGACCCUACUCUGAUUGGCCUGAUCGGUCCGAUAGAGAGCGACCUGAAAGGGAGCAUUUUAUCGACGAUCCAAGGCGGGGUAACCGCAGUGAUGACUAUGGAUUCGGUCGGCAGUCAACUCAAAGGGAGAUGCAACCCGCCUUCGUGCCAGGCGGUCGAGAGGGUAGCUACAACAGAGAAGGAGAGGGCAGCAGAGAAAGUGGAUUCGGCAUUGACGUUGGCUUUGCAAGAGAAGGUAAUUUCAACCCAAAUCACAAUUUCGAUAACAGAGAAGCUGCAUUCAGCAGAGAAGGAAUGGGCAGCAGAGAUGGCUUCACAGGGAGGGAGGGAAGCAUUUCGAGAGAAAGACAUCAUGUGAAAGAUGGCGGUUACAAUAGAGAGGCGGGUGUCUCUAGAGAUGGAGGAUUUGGGCGGGAAGGAGGCUUUGGAAGACAUGGAGCCUUCGGAAGGGAUGGAAGCGGGAGAGAGUUUGGUACUGGCAAGGAUAGUAAUCUGGACAGAGAUGGCUAUGGCAGGCCACGCAGUGGUGGGGGUAGGGACUUUAUCAACGACCGUGAAGGAUUCCCUUUUAGGGAAGGUUUCGUUAAGGAUACUGGGCCUAGAGAGGGAUUCAGCAGGGAUGCUAGCUAUGGUCGUGAUUCUUCUAGCCGAGACGGCUCCUACAAUAGAGAUGUUAGGCGACCACCGUCUGGAGAUUAUGAAGGAGGCCGUGGCAGAUACGGUGGAGAGCGAUUUGCUCGAGGAGGAACAAACCGAUACGAUGCUGUCCCGGAUUUCGCUAACAAUAAAGGUAGCCAUUUUUCCUCAGGGCGAGGGGUAUUGGCGCUUGAUGCCGGUCUGGAUUUCAGCAGAGAUAAACGCUUUGGAGUGCCCUAUACAGAAGACUCUUUUGCGCGAGAUUUUCCUGAUCUUCCCAGUCUAGAUUUCAGGGCCUCCUCUGGUCUUGGUAUUGAAGCUCUUGCCGGCCUUGGUUUGGAAAGCAAGCUUGGAAGGAGGAAGAAAGAUGAGAUGAAGGAUAGCAACUUCCAUGAUCCCGAGAGAGAGUCAUUUGAAGCGGAGUUGGAGAGGGUGCAGAAAGCUCAGGAACAAGAGCGCUUAAGAAAAAUAGAAGAAAAGGAGAGGGCAGUGGAAAUGGCCAGGAAGGAGCAAGAGGAACAAGAGCGUUUGGCCAGGGAGGAACAAGAGCGCCAGCUGAGGCUCGAAGAAGAAGCCAUAGCUGCCGCCAAUCGCGCCGAACUGGAAGCUCUUGAGGCUGCUCGAAAAGUCGAAGAUGAGAGAAGAGCCCGAGAGGAGGAGAAGAGGGCAAUCCAGUUGGAGGAAGAGAGAAGAAAGGAGAAUGCUCGACGAAAGCUGCUUGAGUUAGAAGAGCGAAUCGCAAAGCGGGAAGCGGAGAAGAAAAAGCAGGAAGCUGAUUCUUCACUAUUUUCAGAAGAUGAGAUGUUCCGAGCCCAGAGGGCAGAGGACGAAGAAGUCGCUAUCAGUAGGGAUGAUGUGGCCAGGGAGGAAGAGGAACGCAUGGUCGCCAGUAUAACAGAGGCUGAUCAAGAUGAUGACGAUCGAGCUCCUCUUAGACCAUCUCGGCGCCCACCUUCUCCACUUCUGCCCAGAUCUUCACAAGAGGAAUAUCCUUCACGUGUUAAGUCCCCUGACUUGCAGCAUUCUAUCUCUACUCGACGAAUGCCUGAUCUUAGAGGUGGAAAUGCGUUUGAAUCUGAGCGUUCGAGGCCAUUCAUGUCUUGGAGGCGAGAUGCGCCGGACAAUGGUAGUGGUCCUUCGCAGUCUUCUUUGUAUGUUCGUGACGAAGGACUUGAGUUUGCUCACAACAUGAUCAGAGAUCGCAUGUACAGUGCAAGAAAUUAUGGAGAGCGCGAUACAUAUUAUGGGAGCCCGAAUAGUGUCUUGACAUCCGAAGCAGGACCCGGAGACUAUCCUAUUCGGAAAGAUCGUACGCAAGGCUACCAAGAGAGAAGAUGGGUGUCGGAGGAAGCUGGUCCAUCAAACAAGAGGUCUGCAUCACCUCGAGCUACCACUCCUGAAAGAGACGGAGGGUAUCUUGAAAGCUCCUAUGACAGAGAUGGAGAUCGGCACUGGGGUCGUGAUAAAAUUGAUCGACGCCGUAAUAGAGAGGUGCAUCGCAUUUCUCCCCCUCCUCCGCCGUCUACAUAUCUACAAGGACCUGAUGCACUAGAGUCCUCUUCUUAUGGUGGACGAUUACGACAUUCAUUUGCUAAGCAACCGCGAGUUCCCCCUCCAUUGAGAGCACCACUUCUCAGGCCUCCUUUGAAGGCUCCGAGGGAUCAGUCAAACUCUUCUCCCUCUCCUCUACUACAUCCUACCAGUGAUGAUGGCAGAAACUCUUCAUGGGACCAGGAAAUAGUACAGGAUAACCAGCGUGGGUUCACAAGUCACCCUGCCAGAUCAGGACAGACCGAAAGGUCUCUGUCACAAGCUGAGUCCGGGCAGAGAGAAAGUUCCUACAACACCGACAAGUUUCAAGGGAAGGACUGGCUGGGAUCAUCGGCAUUAACUCAGCGUGGUCAUCCUGCAUCCUCCAAAGUGCAUUCUGAUUCCCAGGAUGAGAAAUCAGACCAGCAGUCUGUGGGUAUGGAGCAGGAGCCGUCAUCCCCUGAAGAUGAUUCUUCCUUGCCACCUGGAACUCCAGGAAGCGACCAUGAUCAGGAAGCUGAGAAGAGUGAAGACGAGGUUUUACCUUCAGGUGAGAGAAUUGAAGAAGGAAAAUCUGAGGAAGAAGUAGUGUAUGGAGGUGAUGAGGAGGCUGAAGAAGAGAGAGGGGACGUGGAUGAUCAAGAAGAAGAGUUUGAUGAGGACGAGGAGUACGAAGCCGGUGAGUGGGAAGACGAUGUGGAUCAAGACGUGGAGAGAUCCGAGGUGAUCAAUGAGUCUGGAGGAGGCGGAGACUUUAAUAGUGAGGAGUAUGAGUCAGGUCCUCUUGAUGGUAAGGAGGGUAGUGGUAGCGAGGAUUCUGGGGAAUAUGAAGAGAAGUCUCCUGAAGGAAUGCUAGAGGGUGUUAGCAACAUGAAGCAUGCUUUAAGUGCCGAUAAUGAACAAAAAGAACCACCACGAGAGGAAAUAGCUGAUGAAAGGCUCCAACACGAUGUUUUGCAACAAACUGUGACUCAACCUUUCCUGCAGCAGACCACCUUGUCAUCUACGUCCACUCCCUUGACUGCAACGGCAUCGGUGCAAACAGUGUCGGGUGAAAAUUUUGAGAACAGGCAGUCACUUCUGUCACAGUUGCAGCAACCAUUGUCCUUUAUGGCUUUGUCAUUGCCUCAAUCCCAUGCAGCCGUUGCACCAAAUCAGGUGCCUUCGGUGCUGACCUCUUUGCCCGUCCUUCACAACGCACAGGAGGGACCAGUUACACUCCAGUUCGGACUCCUGCCCAGCACAUCUCUUGUGCCGACUACAGUGCCAGCCAUCCAGAUUGGGUCCAUUCAAAUGCCCCUACAUGUGCAUCCUCAAGCCGGGCCGCAAUUUACACCCUUACAUGGACCUCCAACUCCUCUCUUCCAGUUUGGGCAGUUGGGUCACCAUACAUCGGUGCCCUCAUUUAUGCAUCCCUCUCCUGUUCAGCAGUCCAUGAUGCAAUCACAGGCUCCAGAUUUUCUAGCUUCCCAGUCGAAUGGCCCCUCAACUCAAGGAGCGCCGCUGCCAUCUUCACAAGGCAAGGACCAACUUGUUGCCGGUCAGGCUGAAUCUCAUGGAUCCGUUCCCACCGCGAAAUCGAAUUGGUCAAAUCAAACCAGUAAGAACGCUGGUGAACUGAGGUCUGGUGAAGCAGAUGGACUUGAUACUAGAAGUGGUGGAGGUAAUGGACUGCGUCCAGAGCGUAGAGGUCGUGAGCGGGGUCCAAGAGAUGUAAUGGGCGUUGCAGGAGGUCAGCAGUCAGUUUCUUCUCAAUCGAAAGCUGUUCAACGUGUAGGGUCUGAGGGUGCCUUGGAAUCAUCAUCCUCAGAGAAUAGUGUUGUUGUACCCAUGGACAACAACGUGGAGAAUAAUCAAGGUGGAGAUAGUCCAUGGCAAAGACCUUAUUCAGGUGGGAGAGGAAGAGGUAAUCCUACAAGGUGGGGAGCCUCAUCCGCGAGAGGUAGAGGUAGAAGCGGUUCAUAUGGAGGUAGAGGAGCACCCCAUGGUAAUUUCGAGGGUUAUGGUACAGCUCCAGGUAAUUAUCCACAAGAUACAGGAUCUGACGGAGGGCUCAGAACGAGGCCCAGCCGUCGCAGUGCUUUUCGGCGCACAGAGUUCAAAGUGAGAGAUUCAUCCUUGCAAGGUUUUUCGGAAGGUGCAGGGCCAGCAAAGUAUCCGGGCGUACGAGAUAAGUAUGCUCAUAUGUCCGGAUGGUCUGAUGCAUCUAUACCUUCCGGUAACUUCAGUGAUGGUGCUGGUAGUAGGGAAAACUAUCGAGAUUCUUCUUCACAUGUACACGAUAGGUAUUAUGGGGAAGGUGGGGGUCGUACAUCACAAAGUGCUUUGGGAAAAGUUGAGAGAUCUGGAAGUACCGAAGGACUUCAAAAGAAUGGAAGAGCCGCUGGUUAUUCUCUGUCUCGUCCAGCAGAAGGAGUACUAGGUAAGUAUAGUCCAGAUGUGGGGUCUGAAGCUUCUUUACAAAGUGGUAUAGGCCAAGCCUUUGAGCAACCAGGUAUCGAAGCUCCGAGUGAUGAAGAUGACUUUAUCGAGGUCCGCUCCAAACGUCAGAUGCUAAACGACAGGCGAGAGCAAAAGGAGAAAGAGUUGAAAGCGAAGACGAAGGACCUCAAGGCGAAGGAGCAGGCUGCAAGAAAGCAAAGACCUCCUCCUAAGGGUGGUUUCCAAGGAGACUCUGGAGCUCUUGGAGGGAUCAAAGGGACUAGUUUGGCAGGAGUAAGUGAUAAGAAAACAGUGGCCCAGGUCGCUUCUUUGGAUCCAAGUAAUAGUAGUAAUUCACGACUCGUCUCAUCUGGGAACUCACCGGCAGUUGCAUCGUCUUCCUUGCCUUCGUCCAUCACCUCUGCACAACUGCAACCGCCUAUUGGCACUCCAGCAGGAGGAUCGGCUGAUGUGACAUACGAUAAAAGGCCCAAAAAUUCGAAGCCUACUCGUAUAAAUCCUGCUCCAGGUGUAAAUCUUUCCGAGAAUGAUGUCCCAGUAACUAACUCUGGGUCAUAUGACAACCAAGAGAACCUUGCCAGCACCACCCUUGCUUGGGGCGGAACUCGCUCCACUCUUCAGGUGGUCAGUUUGACACAGAUCCAACUUGAGGAAGCCAUGAAACCGGUACGUUUCGAAGGUCCAGUACCGCAACAGCUACCACUGGGCGAGCGCAGUAGUCUUCUACUAGAGUCGGGAACGACAGUCGGAUCGGCAACCUCUAAAGAUAAAAACACGGCUUCUGUAACAGGGCCAAUCGGUUCGCUUCUGGCGGGGGAGAAAAUUCAGUUCGGGGCUGUUACAUCACCUCCAAUUCCUCUCACGAACAGUCGACCUCUUACACCAGGCCUGAAUGCCGUCGUAGGGUCAUCCCUAGGUUCCAGGGCAGAUGCGUCAUCUGAUGAUGCCGACUUGAAGAGCAAGGCCAAACGGUUGUCGGGAGGUGAGAGUGAAGUUGGUACAUUUACCGGUAAGGGUAAACGAACCAGAGGGGAAGAGGAAAGGAGCGGGGAUUCUGUGGAUCCUGAGGCCGAAGCUGAGGCCGAAGCUGCCGCUUCGGCAGUUGCCGUGGCAGCAAUUUCCAGUGACGAGUCUGUCGGUAGUUCCUUGCAUGGGGAUGUGCAGAACAUUCCUCUGCGGGGAGUCGGAUUGCCAGUUUCGGGAAGUAAAAGUGCAUAUGGGAGUUCGUCAGUCACAAGUUUGCACACCAUAACGAUGGGAGACGCAACUACUAGCUCAGUCAUGAUGCAAGCUUCUGGGCUUGAAGAGUCUAUGACAGUUGCUCUUCCUGCCGACCUGUCCGUCGAGCCUACUUCAUCAAUGUCGCUGCGGGGACCUCUUCCUAAUUCAUCUGGAUUGCUGCUGCCUUCUAUGCCUGGAGGCCCUUUACAGUUCAGAGGUCUGGAGAUGGGAUCAAUGUUAGGGGGGCCAAUGUUUGGUUUUGGUACGAGUAAAGAUGCUUCUCAAGGUCCUCAAGGAUCCACAUCGGGCUCAGUUCAUGACCAAGGAAUCAGUAGUGCAGGGCCAGGCUCUGGAGGAUGGCAACCACAGCACUCUGGUGGGGUAGAUUCUUAUUAUGCAGGUCCUCCUCCUUCGGGCUACACAGGACCAUUUAUUAAUCCAACGGGAGCUCUCCCUAGUAUACAAGGGCAUCCGCCCAUGUUGGUCUAUACCAAUCCCUUCGCGUCUGUCAGCCAAUUUGGUCAACUAGGAGUGAGCUUUAUGAAUCCUCAACAAUAUUUGCCGUCUGGAAAACAACCUGACUGGAAGCAUACGCCAGUAUCAACUUCAGGUCCGGGGGUUGUCGGUAUGAGUGGUAACGAGGUUGGGGGAGGCUUAGGUGGCAUAAUAUCCGGUCAGCGCAGCUCAGGGGUUGCAACUAAUGUUCAGAGAAUGGCUCCUGGUCCUUCAGUAAUGCCAACACCAGGUCCAUUUGACCUAAACCUGUCGGCUCCGUUUCAAAUUCCUGGCGUUGACGUUUCAAUGCAGUCACAGUGGUCCCACGUUCCUGGGCCACCUUUACACACCGUUCCCAUGUCGGGCCCUCUUAUGGGCUUUACCAUGCAGACAAGACAUUCUCGGGGUCCUACUCACUUAGGUCACCUUCCGCACAUGAUGGAGACCACAAGCGGCUUCAAUAUAGUUCCAGCAUCAAAUCCUGGCAGCUCUGGUUUAUUCCAGUCGGUUGAUCCUGCUGCCCAGUUUCCCGAUGAACUUGGUUUAGGGGAUUCUUCUUCGUCUGGGACCAACACAAGCUCUUCGUUCAGGGGUCAACGACCAUCCAACAGAGCACCGCCUGUCAGUAGUAGUAUAGUUACUCCUACAGGAGGACCUGGACCAGGAGCCGGUAACAAUAAGUUGCGAAGUGGGCGUCGUUCAUCAAGAGUUUCGAGGUCUGGUGGUUCCUUAGGAGCAGGUGGCAACGGAAGUGGUAGCAUGCCAUCUGUGGGAAUGGGUUCUAGUUCCGGGACAAAUGCCCAAGGAACUAAUGGAUCGCGUAUACAAUCUCCUCACCAUUCAACCUCGUCUCAGAUGCCACCUAUGUCAAUGGGACAACAUUCCCACUCCAAUCAGUAUUCGGAUCAAAGGGGUGUUCCUCAGCAAGGCCUUCCAAGGGUAGGUGCACAAGGCGGUUGGUCUGGCCAAGUUAGAAAGGGUGGAGGGCCGGGAAGGCCUCCAGUUGCAGAGCGUGGAUCUUCUGGGGAGAAACCGUAUGUCUCUUCCUCAUCUAAAUUGAAGCAGGUGUACGUCGUAAAGCCUUCGUCUUCCCCUCGAAGGAAUAUUGGAGAACCGGCAUCCAACUUAUUUAGUGGGUCAGAUGUGGGACAAACGACAGUUGGCCAUUGAAAGCUUGUUGCGCCAAUUUACGGUCUUCACGUCCGGUCCGAUUUCCUGGCUACAGCAUAUUGGAAUUUUCCAGCUGGAGUCUGUAGAGAAGAUCACUUUGUUGGAGAGUAUUUGAUCUGAGUUGCGUGGAUUGCAUUGGUGUCAACACUGAAUUUUUCUGGUUUUGACCCAAGUCCUGAGAUCCUCCCUUCAUAGGGGAGAAGGUAGAAAGGAAGGGGGAGGGGGAAAGAGAGAGCAAUCACCAUUCGAUUGUAACAGUGGACUAUCGUUUUUUGAGUCGCUCUACCUACGGAGUGACUCCUUUUUGGACACUGGAGGAGUAUGUUUUCAAGAUGGGUAGGUUUUACUUUCACGGGUGAUCUUUGAUAUUGCGCUCGGUGGAAUUCUAUAACUGCUACUGUUGAAUUAUGGGUCAGGCCUUCGGCUCUUAACUUGGGCAAACGCAGCAUGCGCUCAUUGGAAUUGUGAGUGAAGCUGUGAGCCCUUGCUACCAAAACUGCCUAAAGCAUCUGCAGGCAUGGUAUAUUGAGUGCGCAUAGAUAUAUUAUCUACGCCUUUGGAGAUGACGGCAGUGGUGGGUAGCAUGAGUUAUGUACUUCAGAUUUUGUUUAUGUUUAUUUGUGGAUCUGGGUUUCAAUGUCUUCUUCUGCGUGGACAAUGAAUCAAUUCCAAUUUAGGUUACCAAAUUUGACGAGGUUACUCUUUUCACAAGUCAAUAUAACUCUAUACCAUUAUUUUGCGUUCCG